UUAAAGGCAAAAUGGUGGACGUCAAGAAAAAACAAGAUUCAUAGACGUUCUGCAGAAACAGAAACGUGACCAAAAUGCCUACUGGAGAGAUAGCACCGCAGCAGGCAAUGCAAGUUGUCUCUGGUGAUGCUGUCAAAGGCGAGAUUGCAACCCCCCCUAGCAUGUCACCCGUAAAUCCAGCCUAUGCCGAUAAGACAAACUAUUUCGGCAUUGAAGUCCUUGACAAACUGAUAUGGAAAGGAUGGGAUCAAGGAAAAGAGUACACCAAGAACUUGGUACUGAAGAACCUUGGAGUGAAAACAUUAAAACUGAAAUACAAAGUUCCUGAGAGCCGUUUCUUUUCAACAACCUAUCCCAAGCCAAUUUUUCUCAGUGCUGGCUCCAGUUUCACUUUGCCAAUCACUUUCAGACCACUGGAAAAAAUUCCAUAUGACGAUAGAGUUGCCUUUUCUUUGAAGGAUGGGGGAGAAUUUGAGGUUCCUCUCAGAGCUGUUUUGCCUCAAACUGACAUCAGCAUUCCCUUUGAUCUCGACUUCAAGAUGUGUGCAGUGAAAGACUCUUUCCCUAUUUCCUUUGAUGUUUACAACACUGGAGACUUGGACACAAUGGUUCAGUGGGAAGUGGUAGAGCCUUUUAUUGUGGAGCCCAUGGAGGCGGAGCUUAAGUAUCGCAGUAGCGUCAAGUUCAGGGCCACUUUCAGGCCAGAGUCCGCUAAAGUGUAUGAAGUCACCGCAGUGUGCAAGUUUGGCCCUGAGCUUAGCAUGACAAGACCCACCACAUUUUAUGGAAUUGGCAAGUUCCCUCAUCUCCUGGUGUCUCAGCCUGGUGGCAAAGCCCUGACAACCGGCAAUGAGAAACUGAGUGCCCUGGAGACUGAGGUCAACUUUGGAACAGUGCCUGUGGCCUCCACUACUGGCCAGUGUGUUGAUCUACACAAUCUGUCACAGGUUCGAACACCAUUCCGAGUGGAGCGGAUUGUGGGAAUGAGUCGCAUGGACACGGUGUUUCACUGUAGCCAAACACAAGGAAUUGUGCCUCCGAUGAGCCUCAUGAGAAUCCCACUGACCUACACACCCCACGCAGUGGGAACCACGAGCAUUGACUACUUCAGCAUCGUCUCUGUAGGGGACAUCAGCCGCAGCAUCAUCAAGUGUGUGGGCUCAUCUCUUGGUCCCAUGGUAGAGCUCAGCAGCUACUCUGUCAACUUCAUGCAACUGGACAUGGGCCGUACAGGAACCAGGACUAUUGACAUCAUCAAUAACUCCAAUCUGGAAGCUGUGUACCAGUUUGAGUUGGACUGUGAAGAGUCUGUGUUCAAGUUCCAGUACUUAAGUGGAGUGCUGAAACCCAAUUCUACCCAGACCCUCAUUCUGAACUUUGUGCCUCAGCACCCCAUCAACUACUUCCGACGUGUGGCUUGCUUAGUGCACAACCAGCCACCUCUGUACUUGGAUCUGCUGGGUACAUGCCACUCAGAGACAGUCAAGCCGGCCGUGUUGAAAUAUGAGCAUGUAUCUCGCUACCUGACCCAUGUGGAGAGGGGCUUAUCUGUCAUUGCACCUGAGCAACUGAAUGAACUGCUGAAUGCUGGCAGGCUGGAUGUGGAUAAGAACGGAUGCCUAGAGCCUGUCAAAGAUGAAGAUAAGGCUGGCCUUGCACCAAACCCGUCUCUGAGAGAGAUCCCAUCUGUGGAUGAAUACUUCAAUGAUGGGUUCCACUCUGAUGUUGUGAGUGUGGUUCCUCAUGUGAGCACAGAUGUGAAUGUUUUGGAUUUCGGUAAUAUCCAGACUCUGAAGCUUCCUGUUGAUAAGACUGUGAACGUCACAAAUCACACAAAGGGAAAAGUCACAGUCCAGUGGAUGGGAAAUUCAAACCGCAUCUUCUCUGUGAGUCCGGACACCCUAGACAUCCCACCACUCAAAGCCUGCUCCUUCAGAGUUACUUUCAGGCCUCACACACAUUCAUGCCGAACAACGAGACGUUCCUGCCUCGCACAGCCCUUGUGCCGCCCGUUGUCGUUUUCCCUGCCAUCAACACAGGAGAAGCUACCUAUCGCACCGUCGUCAUGGGCAACACCGGGGAGAUGCCUAUAACAUACGACCUGACAGAGAGCCUCAAAAACCAGCUCCCAGUGAAGUCUCGAUGUGGCACGAAAGAGUCUAAAAAAGAUACCUUUGCUGUCAAGCCAAGUCAGGGUAUUCUCAAGUCAGGCUACCAGAUCUUUACUAUCCGCAUGACCCCUAGUGUGGUGAAUGCCUUCCAGCAUGAUCUCAAACUGAGGCUCAACGAUAAUGAAAAGUAUGAUCAGCUCAUUCACCUGAGUGGAUCCGCUGAGUCAGCAGAAGUGUUGCUGGACAAUGAAGGCUCCAUGUACUUCAAGCCCACCUGUGUGGGCACUCAGUCCUCUAGGACGUAUGGCUUCAAGAAUGUCUCCCGCAUCCCUCUCAGAUUCCAGUGGCAGUUAGACUAUGAAGACCGUAAGGUGUUGAAGGUGGAACCAGACAAUGGAGUCAUUCAGCCAAAUCAAUCUCUUAUGCAAACUUGGUCCUUCAUCCCAGGAGAGGAGAGGAAGUAUGUGCUGAAACCUUGUCUGGUGGCCUGGGGCCAGGGGCUGAGUGCCACGUCAUCAGGAGGGAAGAAACGGAAAUUUUCUAUCCGGGUUGUCGGAGAAGGCUCAUUGGGAGACAUACAGACUGACCUCAGCUACUUGGACUUUGGAGACAUUGUGGUGGGCAGCUCCUCCUCUCGAAUCAUCACCCUGUUCAACAACAGUGGCUGCAGUCUCCACUUCCGUCUGAUCAUAGACGGAACCGAAGAUGGGGAUAAGGCGGGCUCUGGUCGAAGUGAAAGACCAGGCCUGGAGUUUGACAUCAUGGAGGGAGUCCUCCCGGCCAGAAGCAAGCAGUUGGUCACAGCUGUGGUCAGACCCAUGAAGCGUGUGGCUUACCAGUAUGCCAUCAGCUAUCAGCUGGUCACCCCACAUGGAGAAGUGGCCCACCCAGCAGUGGAGGAGCCCCAACAUCUGAUGCACCUGCUGGCCACCGGCGUGUACCCGGUCAUGUCUGUCACCGACAUCCGUUCCCUGGGCAGUGCUGUGGGCAUCAGCAAAAAGGCCUUGUGGAACCUCUUCUCCAUUGACAACUUGAAUGCCUACCUGGAUUCAGAUCCUUCAUCUGAUGAGCUGAUGUACAACAUUGCUACGAGGCACAGUACGAGGAAACGGCCAAGUGUCAUGACUCGAGCUAUUCUGGACUUCAACUUCUCAGCUGCUCCGUUGGGUUCAGAGGCUUGUACUGUGAGCAUUUCCUUUGACAACAACGGCACUGUGCCAUGUGAAUGGGCCUUCAUGUUUCCUCGGGACAUUCAGAUGGAGUUGGGCUAUUGGACAGAAUCUGGCGACUGUGACCAGGAUGAAUUACAUGAUAUGAAAGUCAUGGACAACAAGCUGUUCUCCGUGACCCCAAAGAAAGGCACCCUGAGGCCUGGGGAGCAAAUCACGGUGACCUUCAGCUACCAGCACACCAUGGCCGGCACCGACAGACUCCCUGUGCUGCUCAAACUGGCCAAGGGAAGGGAAAUAAUGCUGAACUUUGUUGGUGUGACAGUGCAGCCGGAGAAGCCCUACAUCCACUUCCCGUCCAACAAACACACGUUCAAUCCAGUGCCGGUUGGGGAGAAGAUCAGUCCUAAACAGGUGUAUGAGCUGUACAAUGGAGGAGCUGUCCCAGUCAACUAUGAAUGUGACCUCACACCCCUGGAUAUCAUCAGACAAGAAAACUUUGACCAGCCAAUCUUUGAGUGUUUGAACCCGUGUGGAGAGAUUCCCCCAGGCAGAGCUGUGGCCAUUGAAUGGAGGUUCUUCCCUCUGGAGGCCAAAACAUACAUGGUUGACAUUCCAAUCAAAGUUCACAACGGGGACACAGCUAUUGUGACCUUCACAGGGAUCGGCUAUGACAAGAGGAUCAUGGGAGACACGAUGCCCUUCUCUGACCAGCCGGACAUGUGUGGAGUUCCGAGUGUGCAGAGUGCAGAAAUACCUGGACAGCUUGGGUAUCUGUCUAUGGAGAGGAUAUCCUUUGGUAACAUGCCCCUGUUCAGCCAAGCGAGACGGAUGGUGUUCAUCACUAACAAGUCCAAGGAGAGGUCAAUCUUCUUUGAGUGGCAUGUCACGUCACAGACUGACACACAGUUCCUCAACAUCUACCCCAUGCAUGGUGAGAUUGCUCCAAAUGAGUACAAGAUGUGCCGUGUGACCUUCCUCGCUAGUGGAGUCCCGUCUUUCUACGAUCUGGACCUGGUGUGUGAGGUGGCUGACCUCCACAAGCACACAGAGUACAGGAAACAGCUGGCAUUGUGGGAGAAGGAGAGAGACCGGCAGCUCAACGAGUUUGUCAUCACCGAGCAUGACCUACACGCUGACAUGCGCACCCCUCAUGUGGUGGAUAUUGUGGAUGGCCCUCCUUCUGGUCGUCUUUCCAAACUGGAUGCUCUUGCUGAAGGCAGGCCAGUCUCUGCUGAUGGAGAACUGAGCAAAUACAAGACCCUACCUCCCAUAAGGCAGCUGACAGCCGAUGAGAAGCGAGAGGUGGAGCGAAGACGGCAGAAGAAAAUGUCCCAGCUGUGGCAGAAGCCAGAGCCUCAGAAACCGUUCUUGCUGCACCUUGGCAUCACAGCAAGGACACACGACACCAGGCACUUCCAGACUAACUUCCCUGAGGAGUAUUGCCACUUCUACGUUGACCGCACGCUGAGUGACCGCCAGUCCAACAAGAACCAGCCCGAGAUGUCCGCAGCCCCGACCCACAUUGACUGCUCUGUGGCCGAGUCCAACAUUGUGGCCAGUGUCCUCGGGAACUGUCUCAGAGGCCUCCUGGACGACACGUACUUCAUCCAGGCAGUGAAGAAGGUCAUGCAGGAGCCAGUGCCGUACUUCCGCCAGUUUGCCACCCCGCGACCGACGUCAGCCCCGCUGUCAAGCACCCCGAGAGACGAACAAGCGGAGAGUGUUGGAGAGCUGGAGCUGACCAAGGACGGAGACGCUGCUGAGGACAAGAAGUCUUCACUCAGUAGAGAAGUCUCGCAAGUUAUUGAGGGUGAGAUAGAGAUGCAGUCGAGGCCAGUGACGGGCAAUGACAUCCAUUUUGACAUGGAGGGAGAUGAGACUUUGAUUUUGCCGGAUAGCGAAAGGAGCUUGUCCCUCCAUGAGUCUGCCUCCCUGCCAGCCACUCCUACAGUCAUCCCCCGGACGGAGGAGGAGAGGAAGAGAUUCACUCAGGAGGCCCUGCUGCUGAAGGAGAAACAGACUCUGAAAAAACUUCCAGAGUUUGGCAACACCAUGGAGCAGGUCCUGGAGAACUCGAUCCUCAACCUGAUGUAUGAGGCUUUGUCCAGUGAGUACAGCGUGGUCAGCAAGCCCCGGUUCAUCGCGAUGCCACGGCGACGCGCCUCGGCAAACAGUCGCCAGAGUCAGCAGUGAUUGGUGGGACUGUUUCUGUAGCCUCUACAGCUAUGUAAAAUACACAUCAAGCUCUGAAUGUAUUAGAAUAGCAGCAUACAUGAUGAUGCAGUGAAGUAUUUUUUGUUGUUGCUGUCUUUUCUUUUCUCCCUGCCAUAAUUCAUUUUCUUAUUAAGCGAAAGGCCUUGAUUCUGUGAUAAGAUAUUAUUUUGUAUACCUGUAGGUUUGGAAUGGAAGUCUUUUGGCGACAAAAAAAAAAAUGUGAUGAAGCAUUCUCUGCUGAUUUGGAGCAAGUAUUCAGCUUGUUGGAUUAUAAAAAUUUCCACUGUCGUGUCAUAUUACCUCCUCUUUAAAUCUUAGACUUGAUCUACUAUAACUGAGCAUUUUGAUUCAGUUUUUUCUUAAAUUUUCUGUUCAUUUUGUACCCAAAUUGUCAAAAUAUACUAUCAUAAUGUUUAUGCGUUAGAUAUUGUUAUGAAAAUAACUGUCAUCAUAAUGAGGAGAUGAACAAGAUAAAGAAGGGAAACAGCAAUUAUUGCAAAAUGAUCGUUAUGUUGGGAUGCUUAAGGUCUUUAAAUACACCUCUGGAGACAUGCGUUGUGUUUAUGGUUAUGGCACUGUGCAUAUUUUUUUGAAGGAAGAGGUAUUCUCUAAACUGAAGAUGUAUGUUAGUGAAUGUAAGAAUGAUAUAUGGGGUGUAUGUGGGGCUAAGUGUUUAUGAAUAGCACUGGGUCACCUAUGAUCAACUAUAUACUUUGUCAUGUAGCAUGUUGAAAGACUGUGAUACAAAUGAACCUGUUACAUGGGACAGAUUUAUGUUUGUGCAUUUUUUUACCCUGUAGGGCCUAUUGUUAUAUUUUCUACUCUCGUAAUAUUUGUAAGUACUUCAUUUGAUUUUUAGCACUGUCAUAAUAUUAGUUUUAAAAAAAUGAUAUGUUUUCUUGGCUUUGAAAAAGAUACAGAUGUUAUUUGGGAAGAUGAAAAUCUGCUUUGGAGUUUUGCCAAUAUUGAGGAAUGAGAUUUUGUAUUAUGUGAGGAAUACCCAAAACUCAUGGCAGAGUACGACAAUCUAGGGUUGGAUUUUUGCUGUCACUGAAAUUACUCUUCUUACUCUUUUAUUGGCUAUUGUUUAUGAAUGUAAUGUUGCAUUUUGAUUGCUCUGCAGUAUGCAGUGCAAGCAGAAUCGUAUGUCAUAUUUUUUAAUUACUAGGAUCUGGAUAGGAUUGGGAAAGCAUUCUUGUGUGUGAAACAGCAUUUUACGUAUUUCUUCAAAUCUCUUUGACAAAUAUACUUGGUAAUUAAGCAAUGUUUUCUUCAGUGCCUUCUGUGUAGUAAUCAACCCAAAUGAAUGUUUUCAGAGGAAAGUCGAGAUACAGUUGACUGAUUCUUUAUCACAUCUUUACUCUAUAGAUUUGUAUGUAAAUGUUGUGUAAUGGUGAAUGCAAUCAUUCAGUAUUUUUCAAAGCUUUGACUGACUUGUAUGUAUAGUGUAUUUAUCUGGUAAUAGUCUCACUAUGUAUUGACUUGUUUAAAAAAGACUUUAAAAUCUCAAAAUAUUGUACAUUUCUUUGGAAAACCCUUAACAUUUUUAAACCAGCGAUAUUUCUAGAAAUAUACUUGUGGAAGAUGUGAGUCACAGACAAGAAGCAAAGUAUUGUUACAGUUAUUAAUUAAUGAAUAUCCAACGACUGAUCCGCUGGAAAUGUAUUGAAAACAAUGUGUGCCCUGCGAGUUUAUCAAUGCUGUUCUGCAUUAUGUAAUAAACUCUUCAAAAUUUGUCAAUGGCAAUGAA
This is a messenger RNA of Aplysia californica (California sea hare), 7247 nucleotides long. RefSeq names its product cilia- and flagella-associated protein 65. The record is from RefSeq and is a predicted model, not a curated record. NCBI's taxonomy places the organism in Eukaryota, Metazoa, Mollusca, Gastropoda, Aplysiida, Aplysiidae.